Messenger RNA from Radiomyces spectabilis, 402 nucleotides. RefSeq lists its product as uncharacterized. The coding region runs from base 1 to 402 and encodes 133 amino acids. The record is from RefSeq and is a predicted model, not a curated record. NCBI's taxonomy places the organism in Eukaryota, Fungi, Mucoromycota, Mucoromycetes, Mucorales, Radiomycetaceae. The transcript has a single exon.
AUGGAGUGGUCGCUUUCAACGUCACUGGGUACAGAGUUGCUGUCAACGGCACGGGCUAUGGACCGGUCGGUCAUCGGAGGAACAUGUCGAGAACUCGAUGCCACCUUGACGACUUCGGUCGGUUCCUCCAUGGGCGUUAUGCUUAGGCUAUCAUCUGAUCUGGUUCGCAUAAACUUGGAUUUCCGACUUUCAGAAUACAGACGACCGGCUUCCGCGUACUCGAUCGCUUUGCUGUGUCUGGGCAAUUUUAGAAAACUGGGCAGCCAUCGCAUUACAGACCAUCACCGAAUCAGCGACGUGAUUUUCUUCUGUCUUGUAAUGCUCGUUAUAGAUUUUCUUGACAAUACGGUAGAGGUGUUGUACGAUCGAGUCGUCACACCUCUCGAUACCGAUGAUGCUUGA